UGCAUUUUUAGGAGAACCCCAGUGAAGAGGACGCUGCAGUUGUUGACAAAAUCAUGUCUUCUCGUAUCGUGAAGAAGGAGGUUUCUCCAGGAGUGGUGGUCGAAGACGAGGAGUAUUUUGUAAAAUACAAAAACUACUCCUACCUACACUGUGAGUGGGCCACAGAGCAGCAGCUGGAGAAGGACAAGAGGAUUCCGCAGAAGAUCAAACGUUUCAAGCUGAAGCAAGCACAGAGGGCACUGUUCUUCGCAGACAGGGAAGAGGACCCCUUUAACCCGGACUAUAUCGAGGUAGACAGAGUGCUGGAUGUGUCGUAUUGUGAGGACAAAGACACAGGAGAGGAGGUGGUGUACUACCUGGUGAAGUGGAGCUCUCUGGCUUAUGAAGACAGCACCUGGGAGCUGAAGGACGACGUGGAACAGAGCAAGAUAGAAGAGUUUGAGCAGCUGCAGGCAGUGAAGCCAGACUCUCGCAGGACGGUAAGUCAUGACCCUCCACAUCAGAAUCCCUUCAUUAGUCCCACGGAGGGGACAUUUCAUUGA
This is a messenger RNA of Notothenia coriiceps (black rockcod), 542 nucleotides long. RefSeq names its product chromodomain-helicase-DNA-binding protein 9-like. Bases 54 to 542 code for a protein of 162 amino acids. The transcript is spliced from 6 exons. The record is from RefSeq and is a predicted model, not a curated record. Lineage: Eukaryota; Metazoa; Chordata; Actinopteri; Perciformes; Nototheniidae.